UACCAGACAGCUUGAGGGCCAGCUCAAUCACAGGUUGUGUCUGGCAGAGCGCGUGGUGCCACUGAUUGCACGUAGCCAAGGUUGCACAUUGCGGGCGCGUGGUCGCGUGCGCGCUCACCCCGGCUAUUGUGUUUUUAUCAACAAGGAGACCACCGUGGCCUCACGGGUAACCGAGCCAGCCAGCUGAGCGACGAGGGACCGUUAAACCAUGGCUGACGAACAAGAAAUAAUGUGCAAAUUAGAGAAUAUCUUGGAAAUACGGAACAAGACUAUCCAGAUGCAAAAAAUCAAGUCUCGUCUGAAGAUUGAGUUUGAGGCGCUGGAGUCUGAGGAGAAGCAUCUCAAAGAGUACAAACAGGAGAUGGAUCUCCUUCUACAAGAGAAAAUGGCACAUGUGGAAGAGCUGCGGCUCAUCCAUGCAGAUAUCAAUGUGAUGGAGAGCACCAUCAAGCAGUCGGAGAAUGACCUGAAUAAACUGCUAGAAACCACUCGCCGCCUGCAUGAUGAGUACAAACCUCUGAAGGAGCACGUUGAUGCCCUCAGGAUGACUUUAGGUCUACACAGACUCCCUAACCUCAAUGAAGAAGAGGAGAAGCUCUCCCUGGAUUACUUUGAGAAGCAGAAAGCGGAGUGGCAGAAGGAGCCACAUGAGCCUGCCAUCCCAGAAUCCCUUGCUGCCGCUGCAGCAGCAGCACAGCAGCUCCAGGUGUCCAGGAAGCAAGAUGCCCGCCAAACAGCCACCUUCAGACAGCAACCCCCACCUAUGAAGGCUUGCCUGUCCUGUCAUCAGCAGAUUCAUCGUAAUGCUCCCAUCUGCCCAUUGUGCAAAGCCAAGAGCCGCUCCCGUAACCCAAAGAAGCCCAAGAGGAAGCCAGAUGAGUAGAUCCUACUCCACCUUCAGCUUCAGUAAGGUUUAAAGGGAAGCAGUCCGAUACAUUGAUCGAAGAUCAGCCAUGUGUGUAACAAUGUAUGGCUGAAAUAACAGAUCUGUGCUUCAGGAACGAUUUCCACAUUCAGUCCCCACUUUAACAGUAACUUGUUCUUUGUAACUUGUUCAUAAUCUGUCAACAAUUGAUCGAGGAUCUGAACGUAAUUUUUGGUUUGUUUUUAUUAGUGCUUUGGAUGUGUUUAUAUGUAACUGUAUGACUUCCAUAGUAGGCGAAAAUGUCCAAAAAAAACUUCACCCAUGUCGCUAUUAUUUUGCCUUAGAUAUUGUACUGUACUUCCUAAGUUUUAAUGCAUGCACGCUUCCAUGUUUGUUGUGUAUUAUUUGUGCCAAUAUAAAAUCUAAUAGGUUUAAUUAAAGUAAAAUAAAACACAAUGUUGUUAUGUUUACAGUGUUCAAGUGACCACAAACUGGACAAAAAGGCCAGACUCAUUUGCUCUGAAUAGUGUUGUGUGUUUAACUUUAAUACAGUGUUAUGAAAAUAAAUGGCUGUUUUGUA
Messenger RNA from Xiphias gladius (swordfish), 1445 nucleotides. It is a transcript of the gene zc4h2, whose product is annotated as zinc finger, C4H2 domain containing. The record is from RefSeq and is a predicted model, not a curated record. Lineage: Eukaryota; Metazoa; Chordata; Actinopteri; Istiophoriformes; Xiphiidae. Gene Ontology annotation, cellular component: nucleus. The transcript has 5 exons. The coding region runs from base 209 to 883 and encodes 224 amino acids. Gene Ontology annotation, biological process: positive regulation of neuron differentiation.